This is a messenger RNA of Meriones unguiculatus (Mongolian gerbil), 2560 nucleotides long. RefSeq lists its product as uncharacterized. The transcript has a single exon. The record is from RefSeq and is a predicted model, not a curated record. Gene Ontology annotation, molecular function: protein heterodimerization activity; structural constituent of chromatin; DNA binding. Gene Ontology annotation, biological process: nucleosome assembly. NCBI's taxonomy places the organism in Eukaryota, Metazoa, Chordata, Mammalia, Rodentia, Muridae. Bases 141 to 1181 code for a protein of 346 amino acids. Gene Ontology annotation, cellular component: nucleosome.
GAGGACGUUAGCAAAUGUGGGUUCAGGUCAGGAUUUGUUUUCCCUGAACCGUGAGAAGCCUUGGGAACCGGCCACGUUCAGUUCAGAAGCAUUGUAGCUCACGGAUCCCGUUCCCCCAGGAGGGCUUCUCUGUCGCCCAGAUGUCCUGGGGCUCUAGGCCGCCCCGUCUCCCUAGAACUGGGAUUACAGGCUCAGGCUGUCGCCGCCACCUCCGCACUGCCGCCCCUGGCUCCGUGGUGAUGUGUGGGGUCGCGGCUCUAGGGUGUUGGGUCCUUGGACCGCGUCCUUCCAAGUUCCACAGCACUUCGGUGCCCCAUAGCGGGAGGAGAGAAGCAGGUGCUGCACCUGUGCCCUUGGUGAUAGCUGGGAUGAACUUUUGUUUAGACACCCAGGGAUCGCGCUGGGUGGAAAAGCUCUGUACAACCCGCAACCAGCCGGGCACGGUGUCGCGUGCCUGUCAUCCGGCAUCCAGCGAGGCAGAGGCCGACGGACCUGUGCGUUCGAGGCCGGCCUGGUCUCCAGAGCGAGUCCAGGGCAGCCAAGGCCGCCCAGGAACCUGUCAGCCAAAUCAAACAAGCCUGAAAGCUCCUGAGCGCGCACCCGUCUCCUCCGUGUUCGACACAGAGGAACGACCUAAGGGCGGCCCUGCGCGACCUACUAAAAACCACCGGCGCGGGGCGGGGGGUACGGAAUCGGCUUCCUGUCUCCAGCCCGUAGCGUUCAGUCCGCGCGAGGGCCCCGCCCCCGCCGCCCGCCGUGCCUGCCGCCGCCUUCCUGUUUCCACUCCGGUCCGCAAGGCCAUUAUAAAGCGAGAGGCGCCGCGGGCUGAGGGCCGUGAGUGUGACUCGCUGUUGUGCGUUCUUCGAACAAUGUCUGGUCGCGGCAAGGGCGGGAAGGGCCUGGGCAAAGGCGGCGCCAAGCGCCACCGCAAGGUGUUGCGCGACAACAUCCAGGGUAUCACCAAGCCCGCUAUCCGCCGCCUGGCCCGGCGCGGAGGCGUGAAGCGCAUCUCCGGCCUCAUCUACGAGGAGACCCGCGGGGUGCUGAAGGUGUUCCUGGAGAACGUGAUCCGCGACGCCGUCACCUACACGGAGCACGCCAAGCGCAAGACCGUCACCGCCAUGGACGUGGUGUACGCGCUCAAACGCCAGGGCCGCACGCUCUACGGCUUCGGCGGCUGAAGCCUUGGUCCGCGCUUCUUUCCAAAGGUCCUUUUCAGGGCCGCCACCUCCUCCACGAAGGGCUGCAGCAUGGCUUGUCAUGUUCUCGGGCAAGGACGCGUGUUCGAUGGGGACUGUGUGUUUUAUUUCUAACACUCUGCCUGUGGAACUCUCAGCCUCCACACUUUUUUUUUCUAUUCAAACUCAAAUCCUGGGGCCGUAAAUAGCAUCUGCCCUUCAAUGACUUCCAACUUUAUAUCUCAAGCUGAAGUUUUUGUCCAUAGCUUAUAGAAAAUAUCCAACUCCCUGCUUUAUUCACAAACCCUUGUGGGGGGGGGCUUGCUUGUUUGCUGUUCUAUUUUCUUUAUAAGAUGGAAUCUUAAGUAGCCAGGGCUGGCCUUGAACUCAUUUUAUUGAGACUAGGUUUGAACAAUGAUCCAGCUACCUCCUCUCUUCACCCACAAAGUGCUGGGGUUAUAGACAUGUGUAAACACACCCAGCUUGCGUAACUCUGUUACCUGGACCCAGGACUUCCUGCAUGCUAGGCAAACGCUUUGCCAACUCCACCAACUGAGCCACAACCUCAAACCCACACAUAGCUGUUGAAUGAACUGAGAACAAAACAUCAAAUACACAAACACUUAACAUUCUGUCAGUAGUCUGUUUCAGUCAAGAUUACUAUUGCUGUGAUGGACACCAUGACCAAAGCGACUUGGGGAAGAGGAUUUAUCUGGCUUACACUCCCACACCAGUGUUCGUCCUUGGAGGAAGCCGGUGCAGAGACCUGGAGGAAGGCACUAAUGCAGAGGCCAUGGAAGAGUGCUGCUACUGGCUUGUUCCCCAUGCUUGCUCAGACUGCUUUCUGUCCUUCUGGGUUUGGUGUACUUAGGUUUCCCUGUUUCCAGUUUUGAUUCUCAACUGUCCUGUAGAAGGGUGUGGUCGUUCCAAAUUAAAAUACCGUGGAAAGUCUCUGUUAAAUCAAUUCAAAGCAUAUGUCAAAGGGAAAGAAAGGGGGCAACUUAGCACUUCCGGUGAGGAUGCAAGAAGGCGUGCCGCACAGCAGCAAGCUUGUGGGUGACACUGUUGGUGUAUUUUAUCCUCCUCGUUGCAUCACGGCUCUACUGUGGUUAUGAAGACAAGUGUCCCGGUUUGGGCAAAGUGGAAAGUAGCUGGACCAAGGACCUGUAUCUCCGUUAUUGAAGAGCACAGACAAAGAGCCUGCUCUAAGCUGCCAUCCCAGAGCCUUGUCUACCUGCUCCCUGCCCUUCUGCUGCUGUGCUCUCUGUCAUGAUGGUCAUGGACCCAGGCCCUCGAACCAUCAGUCUCAAUGAACAUUUUCUUUUAUAAAGUGUCUUGGUCAUGAUGUCUGUUCACAGCAACAAUAAAUGUAACUAAGACAA